Messenger RNA from Poecilia reticulata (guppy), 5150 nucleotides. It is a transcript of the gene cdhr2, whose product is annotated as cadherin related family member 2. NCBI's taxonomy places the organism in Eukaryota, Metazoa, Chordata, Actinopteri, Cyprinodontiformes, Poeciliidae. The record is from RefSeq and is a predicted model, not a curated record. Gene Ontology annotation, biological process: homophilic cell-cell adhesion; cell migration; multicellular organism development. Gene Ontology annotation, molecular function: calcium ion binding; beta-catenin binding; cadherin binding. Gene Ontology annotation, cellular component: catenin complex; plasma membrane.
UGAUGGAGCUGCAGCUUUGCUGUAUGGACAUUAGUCCUUCUAAUGAAUAUUUCAGGAUAUACAGCUAACAUCAAGCCAUAAGUACCGUAGGUUUGAUACGAUAGUUAUUUUACACUUUCCUUUUCAAUUCAUUGAGUACUUUUUAAUACGCUUAAGCUGACAUCGCUAAAACAAGGGAGUGGACCAGAAGCGGUGAUGUUGGUUGUGUGGGUCUAUGCGUGUUAAUCAUUUAUGUUUACAGCUCUGACAGGAUCAUAACUGAGAGAAACAAGAAUCAAAGGUCUCAUCCACACAUCAUUGCAAGCAAGCCCUCUGCCAAUCUCACCAGUCAUGGGUGGGCUACCGGGAUGGCUGCUAUUACUGUGCCUGGUCUGCUCAAGCAAAGCCAAUUUCAGUCCUACAAUUGAGAGAUUUGUUUAUGAAAUUUGUGAGGAUGUUCCUGUCGAUUCAGUUGCUUUUACUAUAGAGGCUUUAGACACAGAAGGAGAUACUCUGACUUACGGACUCACUGGGCCCAAUGCUGGAUUCUUCCAAGUUAAUUCAGCAAAUGGGCAGGUGACUGUGAAAUCUCCCCUUGAUAGAGAGGCCAGCGUCACAAUGACACUUGGUGUUACAGUUUCAGAUGGUUCCAAUACUACACCAGGAACAUUAACUUUAAUAUUACUGGAUGCCAAUGACAACAGCCCUGUAUUUGAAAACCCUAAUUUUGACAUCUUAGUGAGAGAAAACGAGGCUGUUGGAACGUCAGUGUUUAAAUUUACAGCAAAUGAUCGUGACGAUGCAGAUGCCGGCGUUGUUAGAUACUCUCUCACUGAGAUAAUACCGCCACAAGGAUCUGAUGUGUUUGAAAUCAAUGAAGUCACUGGUGAACUGAAGUUAAAGGGCCAGCUUAAUUACAACACUCUGAGCACCUUUUAUCGGCUUCAGGUUCAAGCGAGGGAUCUUGGAGGUUCUUGUUCUGGAGAAAAGGUUUUCCAGUCAACCAAAGUUUUCUCCUUUGUGACUGUUGAGGACGUCCCGGACCUCGACCCCGUUUUCAUCGGUGGUCCAUAUGUAGGAAGCGUUGAAGAGAGUUCUCCUGCGGACACGUCUGUGUUGCGAGUGACCGCCCUCGAUGAGGACAAGGGAAUCAAUGACAACAUCCUCUACUCCAUUGAAGCUACCUCAGCUGAAGGCUUGUUCAAAAUCUCAGAGAAUGACGGCAUCAUAUCUGUGUCAUCGGAAAUUGACAGAGAAGUUAUUGGUGACAAAGUAACUCUGACUGUGAAGGGCACCGAGUCUAAACCGAACGUCGACGGACAACCUGCCACUGCAACAGCAACCGUUGAGAUCAACAUCGGCGACCUCAAUGACGAGGCGCCUAAAUUUUACAAAUGUGAAGGCUCCUGUGUGCUAGAAACUCAAUUCACGGGAGAGGUCUUUGAACACUCAUUGGGGGCAAUUUCCAUUGGCAUGACAGUCAAGGAUCUAGACAAGUUUGUGCAAACCGAGCUAACGUUGGAAGGAGAGGACAAAGACGUGUUUUCUGUGGAACCCCCCAUGUUUGCUGGACCAGAGAGCAUUGUUCAGCUUCUUGUCAGGCAGCCUGAGAAUCUGGAUUUUGAAGAAAAGCAGCAAAUGAUUCUUCAGGUGAUUGCUACAGAUAAGGAUGAACCCACCUUCCAGGCCACUGCCACAGUUACAAUAACCAUAAAGGACACCAACGACAACAGCCCCACGUUCCAACGGGACACAUACAAGAUAAAUGUGACUGAACACUCUCCUGUUGAGACAGAGGUGGCCACAGUCACAGCAUUUGAUCCUGACACAAUGGAUGCAGGCAAAAUCACCUACAGUCUUCUUCCAGAGAGCAUACUGCUGUACUUUGACGUUGAGAAUAACACGGGAAGAGUCUACGUGAAAAAUUCUAAUCUCCUGGAUCGUGAGCUCAGAUCUCUCUAUUCAGCCACCUUGCAGGCCAGAGACACAGAUGGCAAGCCCGGCACUACAGUGCUGGAGAUCACUUUGACGGACAUUAAUGACCAGACACCAAUCAUCAACAGAGACGUGUACCGAGAGUUCGUCAAAGAGGGUGGGAAGCUUGAAUUUCCGAUUGAGGCUACAGAUGGAGAUGAAGCUGGCACAGAAAACAGCAAGAUUCAAUUCAGCAUUAAACCGAGCGAACACAGCGGCAGCUUCAGCAUUGACCCAAACACCGGUGUGCUAACAAAUAGCGGUGAACUGGAUCGGGAGGCAGUGGAUUCAGAGUCGAAUGGCAGGAUAAACCUCAUCGUAACAGCCACUGAUAUGGGAACACCUGCGCUGUCAAGCUCUGUCUCGGUUGUUAUCACUGUGGAGGACAUCAAUGACAACGCCCCAACUUUCAAAGCACCAUCCUACAGUUUUUCUGUUAAAGAAGGAGAAAAGGGCGCAUCUGUGGGUUUCGUUCACGCAGAGGAUCUGGAUCAAACCGCCGAAUUCAACCGCAUUUCUUUCAGCAUCAUCGAUGGGAGCUUUGGCAGCUUCAUUGUUCGAACCUCGGCGGAGGGAAAGGGUUACAGCGGCAACAUCAUGGUAGACCCGGACAUCGAGCUCGACUAUGAGUCGUCACAAAAGAAGUUCACGUUGCGGGUGGAAGCUGCAGAUCUGGAGCUGGAGAAAGCUGAAACGGUGGUGGAGGUGAAUGUGCUGGACGUGAACGACGAAAGACCAGAGUUCACGUCAGUCCAAGUCGUGUCAGUGGCCGAGAACGCCAUCGCAGACGCGCUUGUCGGGACGUUCGUAGCUCAGGACAAAGACACCAACCAUUCACUGGUCUACGAGCUGGAAUCUGUCAAUUGCAAGUGCAGCGGCGAACUGGAACCCUGCAGCUGGUUCACCCUCGACUCGAAUGGGGAUGUCCGAGUCGGUCCAGCAGACCCUCUGGAUUAUGAAGAAUGUGACCAAGCUGUGAUAAAGGCUCAGGUGGUGGACUUGUUCACGGAAAAGGGAGAGAACAACAGUGUGACGCCAGGAGAAAUGGUGAUCAACAUUGGAGACGUAAAUGACAACAGUCCUGAAUUUUAUUACUCCGGCUCUGUAUUUGUUGUGGUGUCAGAAAGCGCCAGCAAAGGAACAUCAGUUGCAGGAGUCACAGCUUCAGAUCGGGACUCCGGAGAGAACAGUGUGAUCAAAUUUAAUGUAAGAAAAGUUCAAUUUGAGGACAGGGUCACAAACACUGUCACCGACACCAGGAUCCUGUUUGAGGCCGUCACUACGCAACAACAAAAUAUCUAUGUUGGGAUUAUUCAAACUACAGAAGGUCUUGACCUGAAACUGAAGGGGAAAUAUUUGGUAACAGUGACYGCGACGGAUACUGGUGGUCUUUCCAACACCACCGUCCUGGAGAUUUUCACCAUUGACGAGGGCUUCCGAACUGAACUCCAGUUUAGAACUACAGUGGGUGAGGUCGAAGGGUCACUCGAUGAGAUCAAAAGGAAACUCUCAGCAGCCACCGGCGCUUCAGUUGACAUCGUUUCAAUCAAAGAACAGUCUUCAAUAUCCAGGAACGCCGCACUUUCUUUCAUGGUGGCAUAUUUCAUCUUUUCAAAUGGAACCGCUCUUACUUCUUCAGAAGUAGAAAAGAAGCUUUCUGAUCAAGAACAUUUUCCUGAUCUGUAUGCACUGGGUCUGAUAAAUAUUGGCAGCGUUCCCGUCACUGAAACAAAAACGAAUCCCGUGGUAUACGGUCUGCUGGGCGUGGUUGGAGGUCUCGUCGUUGUACUGGUCAUACUCACGACCUCGUUUUUGUGCACUCGCAGAAACUUCAGAAGGAAGCUGAAAGCAGCGAAUGCCAUGAAAUCGACAACUAUGUUGAACUCUGACAACCAGAAAGGUGGCGCUGUCGUGCCUGGGACCAACAAGUACACCAUGGAAGGUGCCAACCCAGUACUAAACCUGAACAUCCCCUCAACUCUAGCCUUGGACCUGGAUUUAAAUGAGGAAACCUCAGAUGCAGACAAAUCCAGCCUGAACUCCUUGGAUCACAGCUAUGAGAUAGUCAUGGAUGGAAAUUAUUCAGAUGAUGACAAGGUGAGUUUGCACCUUAAAGUCUAUCUUCACUUGGACUCAUUAAUUGGAAUGCAGAUUAAUUUUCCAAUUUGCUUGUUAUGUUACAGAAGGGGGCCAUGUUGGACAAAGACGUCGAUGAGUUGUCGGAGUACAAUGAGCCUCUGGGUGCGGCGCUCGCCCAGUUGGGUCAGAAUAAGAAAAGUAGCAAAGUCAAGAUCGACCUUGGGAUUGACAACCCGAUGUUUGACACGACAGAUCUGUAACACUAAACAGAGAAACAGCGAUGGACAAAAUCACGCAAUCCAAAUCAAACGCAGCUACUGCCUUCAAAAAGGUCUUUCAUAUGAAAACUGGAAUGUAAACUUAAGUAAACCUGCAAGGAAUAAUAUAAAUACACUUGUAAGCAACAGGUUUAACACAGAACUCAUGACUAUAUUUAAACAUUUUUCUCAGUAAAAAAGAAAGAAAUGGAACAAUUAGGAUUGGAUUUCACUUUGGCUUUUGAAUCAGUUCUGCUUUCCAGACAUUUCAAACAUCAGCUCUGGUGUUGAACGUAAGAUCCACGCAUAAAUGACAAAUACGUUCAGCUUCUAGAUUGUUUAUUUGAUACGUUUUUUUUUUUUUUUUCAGUUUUAAAGAUGUAGAUUUCUUGUUCAGAAAACACCAGAGAAAAACAAGAAAUAAAUAAAUAGGCAUUGGCAGUAGGUGAAACUCGUGGCAUGUAGCGAUAAAAGCGAUAAAAUCUCUUCCAAAAAUGCUAAUUCUGAUCAGCAAUUUGUACAGCAAAGCAUGCAAAACAUAAUUCUUUUUGUUUGUUGCACACUGAAUCACUUUUAACACACCAUGUUCAUUUUCCUCACAGCUGAUGCUACAAAAUGAAUCCAAUUGAAAAGCAAGAAAAUACAAAAAUUCAAUGUCUGUGUAUGUUUGAAAUCCUUAUUUAUUAGUCAGUGGAAAUCUUUCUCUGAUUGUCGAUGUUUACCUCGAGUUUGACGCAUUCGCUCACGGGAUGCUUUCUGCAAACUUGCUGAUGGAAAAAAAAUAUAUAUGUUUUAAUUCUUGCUGACAACUUAAUGAAUGUAUUACAUGUGCAAUCUGUGAAUAAAGAUGGUUUGAUUAUA